AUGGCGACCACGAGCGAUAUUCGAGACAUCAUGAAUCUGGGCCAGGCCGGCCCUCGCCAGCCCGCUCCCAAGAAGAAGAAACACAGCGAGCCGCAAGUCCGUAUGACCGGCAUCAAUCGCGAGGUCCAGGCUCUCAUGGGCGACUCAGUCCCUCCCAUUGCUAUUGUCGAUCAAUCUCUCUACAAACCUCGACCCUCCCUCGCCCGAUCCUUCGUCCCCAGGCACUGGGAAGAGAAACAAUUCCAACACGGUGGGCGGGCAGAUGGACUUGUUCUAAAACAUUGGAAGCGUGCCAUUCCCGGUUCAAACCAACGACGUUCAGUGGUUCCCGAGUUAAACGCAUCAGCCGAUGUUGAGAUGAGCGAUGAUUCGAAGACCGCUCCAGCAGUCCAGGAAUAUCAAUUCGAGGAGGAAUAUCCCUCGCAUAAAUGGAACAUCGCUGUUAACAUCGCUUCCUAUACCGAUGAGCAGUAUGGAAACUUGCUGAAGUCUCAGGAAUGGACCAAGCAAGAGACCGAUUAUUUGAUGGAACUGUGCCGUGAUUUCGAUCUUCGCUGGCUCCUGAUUGCAGACCGCUAUGAUCCAAAAGAUAUACCGUCUCCCACUACAACCCUAGACACUGCCGCUCCGUCAGGCAACGAAUUGGCUAUAAAGCCUCAAUACCCAAACCGAUCGAUGGAGGCAUUGAAGUCAAGAUACUACGGUAUCGCCGCUAAAAUGCUUGAAAUCAACACUCCGGCAAGCACUAUGACCCAGACAGAGUUUCAACUUUGGGAGAAGAUGCGGAAUUUCGACAUGAAAACGGAGACGAUGCGCAAAGCGAUGGCCGAGAAGUUGUUCGAACGUACCAAAGAUGAGGCUGAUGAGGAAAGAAUACUUCUCGAGGAACUGCACCGCAUAACCAAGAAUGAAGAUGAUUUUAUCAAAAUGAGACGUGAUCUUUAUGCCAGACUCGAACCCGUUGCCCCAAUACGCAGAACUGAGCGGGGUGAAGAACAAUCCACUGCGAUGUACCAGACAUCCCAAGGGUUGUCCAUGCUAUUACAGUCUCUACUAGCGAAGGAAAAGAGAUUGAAACGUCCUCCAGUUCCAGGGAGUGCAGAAGCUGGCCCUGCUAAUGGUAUACCCGCCGAUUUCAAAAACCACGAGAAAGGAAGAAAUCCUAGUCAACAUCAUCGCCGGGACACUAUGGAGACAAUAGCUGAUGAUCAUGCGCCCGGUCCACAGAAGAAGGGUUCUACAUCCCAGCCGGUUGUCAGAGUUCUAACGCCCCAAGACGAAGCUCGAUUCGGAGUCUCGCAUCCUCAUGAACGGCUUACCAGCGGUGUACAGUUUCGACAUGAGAAGAUUAAUAGACUGACAAUGGCAAAAAGUCAAACUCAAACAACCAAGAUACAAGCUGCAUUGGCGGAACUAGGAAUUCCACCAAGACUCCUCAUGCCUACAGAGAGAGUGUGCCGGGAAUUCGAGAGGCUCACCGCUGAAAUUAACAUUCUCUUGGACACAAGAAAGGUCAAUGAGAAAAUUACGACAGAGAUCAAGAUCUUAGAAGAAGCUCGACGUAUCAGAUUGGGACAGUUAAAGGAGGGAGAGCGGGCCGCAACGGUUGCGACAUCCGAUGCUAUGGACGUCGAUUCAUCACAAGUUGUAGAAGAUUCGAAGCUCGAGAAUAUGCAAGUAGAAUCGCAGCUUGUUGCCGAAGAUGAUGAAGAUGCUGAAGGCGAAGAAGAUGUUCCUGAAGAGAACAAAGACGGUACUCCGAUUGACCAAAAUUUGGAGGACAAAACAAAACUCGAGAAUCAUGACGAUGCUAUGCAGCUGAAGGCCAACGCAAAUGCAGACGAGGACGAGGACGACGGCGACGAUGAUGAAGACGAAGAUGAAGCCUCUACAGCUGCCGUCAAACAAGUGGAAGCGGAUAGUGACGAGGACGAGGAUGAGGAAGAAGAUGAGGAAACAGGAGUGGUUGAGGAGCGGAUGAGGACGAAGAUGACGAUGCUGUAG
This is a messenger RNA of Exophiala aquamarina CBS 119918, 2004 nucleotides long. RefSeq lists its product as uncharacterized. Gene Ontology annotation, cellular component: Swr1 complex; NuA4 histone acetyltransferase complex. Gene Ontology annotation, biological process: DNA repair; negative regulation of transcription by RNA polymerase II; chromatin remodeling. NCBI's taxonomy places the organism in Eukaryota, Fungi, Ascomycota, Eurotiomycetes, Chaetothyriales, Herpotrichiellaceae. The transcript is spliced from 2 exons. Bases 1 to 2004 code for a protein of 667 amino acids. The record is from RefSeq and is a predicted model, not a curated record. Gene Ontology annotation, molecular function: transcription corepressor activity.